AUGAGGGGAGGAGAGCGGUUACCGGAUUCAUUUUAUCGUCCCGAAGAUAGAUUGUGGACCUGGAAGAAUGCCGAGCGAGAUCGGGCCAACAUUCCCUAUGUACCUGUCUGCAUUGCACAUUGGGAAGGCGAAAUUUCUAGACGAGGUAGGAAGAUGAAGACCUUCUCAAACAAGAAACUCUGGGAAUGGCCCUCUGGAGCGUCCACUGUUGCACCUCCCACUGGCGCAGCAGCCUUGAAGACACGUGAGGGGUGUGUAAUGGCCAAGCCCUACAGUAACGGAGUGACGGAGGCAAUACAGAGCGGCGUGAGCGCACCAAUCGACGGCCGUGAGAGCCCAUCAAGAGAUGGGAGAGCCCACAAUGGGAGUGGUGAUGGAGAAGGUGGACUAGCCGAGUCUGCGUGCACUGACUUUCGGCCCGUGAACGGCAUCGCACUUGCCCAUUAUAAUUCCACCGCCAAAGACGACCGGCCAGGCCCAGUAUCAACGCCGCCGCUCACCAGCGUCCAGCGACGACGCCCUUCGCCGCAACCCUCUUCACCAACCCUCCCGCUUGUUGCACUGCAGUUUCAGCGACGUCUCUUCGUGCCCCGCGAACGGACAGCUGGGCUCAGGGCCGUGAUACCCUCCUGCACCUAG
Messenger RNA from Lindgomyces ingoldianus, 639 nucleotides. RefSeq lists its product as uncharacterized. The transcript has 2 exons. The record is from RefSeq and is a predicted model, not a curated record. Bases 1 to 639 code for a protein of 212 amino acids. NCBI's taxonomy places the organism in Eukaryota, Fungi, Ascomycota, Dothideomycetes, Pleosporales, Lindgomycetaceae.